CUUGCGCAGUUUUGCACUGGACAAACUCACAGACACUUCAACUUUUAACCUGCUUCUUAAACCUGCGCUCCAUUUUUAUCUGAUGUUGAUUUUGUAUUUCUGUUGUUUUUCUCUCAAUAAAAUCCAUUUUAGUAUGUUCUUUUAACUCUGGGGUGGACUGUUUUUUAAAUUUUAUUUUUGGUUUAAAUAGUUUGUUUAAAGUCACCAUGAAAUCAAAAUGGACCGUUGUUGUUGUUUUUUUUUGUUUGUUUUUUAAUGGAAUAUUAGUAAUCGGGGCAACCUGUCACUCACAUGAGAUCCACCAAUAGCAAACCACAACCAUCCAAUCAACUACCCACGGAUAAAAUCAAGCCCCGCCCUACAUUGUUCUUGUUCCAGAAGCUGUUUUUCUACAGUCGGUACAGUUCUACAGUCGGUUGUCUCUUUCGGCUGUCAUGAUGCAGAGUCUCUCUAAGCGAGUUAAUUAAAAGUGAACUCUAACCCUAUCAAAAUAAAAAUGUCAGAUGUUUAAAAGAAACUGUAGAUACGGUGUCUGUACACACAGGACGUGUUUAAGAGAUCAAAAUCUAGACAGAACUGAGCUCAUGAGAGACUUGAAAUAAAAUAAAUGUAACUUUUAUAAACAUGUUGUCUUGAAAAGAUGACUGUGAAACUGUGAGACAUCACAAUGCCCUUACCAAAAUUAACCGUAGUUUUACUACAAAUAAAACACUAAAAAAACAUGGUUAAUCUAGUUAAAACAUGGUAAUCACAGAUUAACCAUGGUUUUGCUACACUAACCAUAGUUUAACCAUGGUAUUGAAGUAGUAAAACUGGUUAUACAAAUGGUAAUCAAUCUGCCAAAAAAAAAAAAACAUGGUUGCUACACUUUUACUAUAAUAAAACCAUGGUUAAUUUUCAUAAGGGUGGCCCUGCAAAUCAGACUAGUCUUGAUGCUGGUUUUAGAGGGGGUUUCAGUUUUUCAGCUGGUCAGGGUGGGAAACCAGCUAGACAAACCUAAAAAUGAACCCCAGCAAACCAGUUGUUCUGGGUGUGGCUGCAUCAGUGUGAUUCACACGCAUGCCGCACAAUCAUUCCUCCACCCCAACUGCAAGUGAGGAGAUGAGGGGUGUGGCGCAUCGCUGAAGGGACAUGAGAGAAGACACAGGGAGACUCUUCAUACCAAGAUCAGGAGAGAGAGAGAGAGAAGAGAUUGAGAGACAGCCGGACAGACACUGACCUAUCUGACACACACACACACACACAUAUGGAUUUCUCUAAUCAGGUCUCUGUGGAGCGGGGUAUCGGUCCUCGGGGCUCCCUCUCUGAGCUUUGUUUGGUUUUGGUUGGCAGCAUCGGCUGUGGAAAGACCCUGACAACAGACACCCUGCUGGGUCAGAGAUCGGGUCUGGAACCCCCGGCCUCUACACGUGUGAGUCAGAUAAGGCGAGACUGUCAGAGGGCCGGAGGCUGAGCAUUGUGGAAACCCCUCGCUGGUACUGGCGGGGCAAGGAGUUGGAGGCCGACAUCCAGGAGGAGACCCGGCGGUCCCUCAGCUUGAGUGCAUCCGGACCCUUCGUCUUCCUCUUUCUCAUUCCCAUCGGGGAGUUUACGGAGAUGGAGCGGCGCAUCCCAGAUCAGCUGGAGCACAUGUUUGGGCAGUCGGUGCUGGGUCACACACUAGUGCUGCUCACUUGUGGCGAUUACCUGAUGGGCCGCAGUCUAGAUGACUACCUCAAGAAGGAGGAGGGGCUGCAGGAGGUGGUGAGGAGGUGUCGCGGCCACUGCCAUGUGAUCAAUAACCGCAGACCAGACGACAGACAGCAGGUCGUCACUCUACUGAGAAGGUGAGGCACUGGGGCUACAGGUGUCUGACUGAAAGCUGAUUGGCCUCUUCCUUCAUCUAUGGUUGCUGAUUGUGGUCUCUUCCAGGGGUGUCCAGUCCUGCUCCUCAAGGGCAAGAGCAGAGUUUAGUUCUUACACUAAUUAAACACACCUGAACCAGCUAAUCAAGGUCUCCAGGUUCACUACUUCCAGGCAGGUGUGUUGGAGCCAAACUCUGCAUGAACGUGGCCCUUGAGGAGCAGGAUUGGACACCCCUUGGCUGCGCUUCCCCAAAAGCAUUGUAAGCCUAUGUCAGGGUACCUCAGGUCCGGCCCUACAGAGUUUAGCUUCAACCCCAAUCUAAAGACACCUUACCAAGCUAAUCAAGAUCUUCAGAUUUGCUAGAAAAUUACAAUUAGUUGAGUUUGAUCAGGGUUUGAGCUAAACUUUGCACUGCAAUGGCCCUCCAGAACCGGAUUUGAGGAACUGUGGCCUAAGUACAUAGCAGAAACCAUUGCCACGAAUGGUCUUUACAGUCUACUUGUGCUUACAGUGCUUUUGGAAGUGCAGCUCUGGUCUAUUCUGAUUUGGUUUUCAGUUCUGAUCUUUAGGACUGACUGACCAACCGCACUAUCCUUUACCAGCACUCAGAUCAGAUGCAUUUGUUGGGGCAGUACAAUCAAUACUGAAAGAAGAAAAAUGUGGGUGAAGAUAGAACAGAUGUUUAUCAUGACAGUGUCACAGUUGAGACCAGUUCAUUCAAAUCCGAGUCCAGGCCGAGACCAGAGUAGGUUGUGUCUUGGUCAAGACAGAGAUCGAAAGAGGGUCUGAAUGAUUCAGAUAGUGUAAUUAUGCUUUCCUUGUCCAAUCCUGCUCCUGGGAGGCCACUGUCCUUUCAAAGUUUAGCUCCAACUCACUUGCCUCAAAGUUUCUAUUUAGUCUGAAGUCGGAUUAGCUGGUUCAAGUGUGUUUAAUUAGGAUUGGAACUGAACUCUGCAGGACAGUGAACUUCCAGGAGCAGGUUUGGAUUCUCCUACUUUGGGGUCAAUGAAGUCUAGUUUUGCAUCAAUGUCACGCAAACCUCCGCAGCACAAAACACAGUGUGCUCCAGUCCACAGACAAGAUAGAACAGAGCGGAUCAUACGCACAAGUCAGCACAGACCACAAAACAUAUGUGCAGUGUUUUAGUAUUUGAAAGUGGACUCCCUAUUGAUCAGUUUCAAGUCAAUGCCAAGCCCAAAUGCACCUGAGUCCACAAAAAUAUGGUCUUGAACACAUUUAUGUUGUGUAUUGAACACAUUUAUAUCUAGACAGUAACAUGUUUGAUGGUGAAAUAAAAGAAAUUACUCAUCUUAGAGGUCACGCUGUAAUGGAUGGGAUAAUGUUUUAUGUCAAAGUACAAAUUUUAUGAUUUUGAGACAUGUUUACCUAGUUUCUUGUGUCACAGGCAGAGCAGAUGAUACAGAGGAACGGAGGAUUUCACCUGCUCAGAGAUGAGGAGACACGUGGGAAAGACGUCAGAGAGGACAAGGAGGAGUUGAAAACAGAGAUGAAACUCAGUGCAGCAAGAGACACGAUGUGGAAUGGAGGCAUCAGAGGAAAACAAACAAAAAUCAACACAUUUGACAAACACACAGAGGAUACAGUAAGUGAUGGAAUGAUUGAGAGACAGCUGAUUAAUGGACUUCAGUCACAGCAGCGGGAGUAUGAGGAAACACACAACCAACACUCACCGCUGGAGAGAAGCCCAAGCUUCAAACUCACCAAAGAGGGAGCCAUUCUCAGUCAGAUGAUGGAGGUGCCAGAGGUCCAGUACAGCCAGAGCUUCACCAACACUAGUGGGUUCAUAACAUUGACUCACAUCUAGUUUGUUCUGAGUGUUUUCUUCCUGUCUGGCAUGAAAAGAGUCUCUGUGAUCUUCUAGUCUGUAAUCUUCAGGUUCAGGUCUCUUCUUCAGGGAUUUUUCUUCAGGGAGUGUGUCCUGAUACUUAUACAUUUGCUUUGUUUCUCAUUCAAGUCCAUCACAGUUUUAAGAAGGUUUCGGAUGACUUAGAAACUCUCUCUUCUGUAUCACCAUCAUCCUCAUAUUCCUCCUCUGAUCUUCUGAACGAUUCUUCGCUGCCUGAGUUGAGAAUGGUUCUGCUGGGUCACCGUGGUUCUGGGAAGAGUGCGGCUGGGAACAUCAUUCUGGGGCGUGAGGAGUUUGAGGUGCAUGGAGAGGAUGUCAGAGCGGCUGCUCAGCAGUGUGUGAAGGCCAGAGCACUCGUGGAGGACACACGGGUAUCUGUGAUUGAUACACCAGACUGGUUUCAGUCAGAAAGAUCUCCUGAGGAGGUGAAAGCUCAGAUUUCCUCAUGUGUGGCCCUGUCGGCCCCAGGCCCUCACGUGUUCCUGUUCUGUGUCCCUGUCGACCGGCCCACUCACUCCGAGAUGCCGGCCCUGAGAGCGCUGGAGGGCGUGUUCGGACCUGACGCCGUCCGCCGGCACACGAUCGUCCUCUUCACACGCUCAGAGCUGCUGCCGGAGGGAGCGGCAUGCGUGGAGGAGGUGGAGGCGUACAUCAGUUCCCGACGGCCUGAGAUGCUGGAGCUGGUGCAGAGAUGCGGCGACCGCUAUCACGUCCUACAGUCAAAGUCACGUCAAAUCAGCGGUGUCAAGGAGCUGCUGGAGAAGGUGCAGCAGACUGUGAAGGAGAGUGGAGGAGGUUUCUACAGCUGCUCGCUCUACCAGCAGAACCAGGAGGAGGUCAAGACCAUCAAGAGAGACAGACAGAACCAGUCUCACACUCUGGACGCUUUGAGAGAGACAGAGGAAGAGGAGGAAGUAAUGUCCGCAGUGGAGAAGAGCGACUGUCUGGUCUCGGCUGCGCCGGCUCCGUCGCUACUACAUUCCAUGUGGGAGAGGACGAGCUCAGGUGCGAGACGGGUGCCGAAGCUCCUGGCCGUGGGGGCUCUGACUGGAGCGGCACUGGGCGUGUUCCUCGCAGGAGCUGUAGGGGGCGCUGUAGGGGCAGCGGUGGGCUCUGUGGUCACUGAGGUCGGAAGACGGAGAUUCAUUAAACAGAAAACAGAGUGAUUCCAGAAAUAGACGGACAGUCUGAUCUGCUCUGUGAACUGUAAAAUCAUUCCCACAUUUGUGGUUUCUUGCAUCACGUCAUGUCUUGCAUAUUCAUCUUUUAGGUUUUGAAUUUAAAUGUUUCCAGACCACUCUAAAUUCAGCUGAUUCUUCACCAGCAACUCCAUGAACACAAGAACAAAUCAUCUUCAACAUGUUCACAGCCUUUCUUUCAUUUCUGUAACCAUUCAUUUAUAACACCAGCGUAACAUGUUCUGUUUCUUGAAAAGAAUAAAGCGUCACUGUAAUUUAUCACUAGAUGUGUUCCAUCCUGACAAUGCAAUAUUUAUAUUGUAAUAAAUCCAUUAAUGUGAACAAGUGAUACGUCAUCACUUCUACUAAUCCAGCUGACCACACUUCAUAUAUAUUGAUUAAAAUAUAUAUUAAACAGAAAUGGGGGGGGGGGGGGGGGGUAUGUAGUGUUCAAAAAAGUAAACGAUAGAUAAAAACUCCAAUAAAUCUUUAUAUUUGCUUUAUAGUUUCUUCAGACAGAUUGACGUUCUCUCAACUUUAUGAGGUGCAUCCUGUGAUGCUUUUGAAACUUUGUGUCCCAAUAAUGUUGAUGCUCACCUAUUUCAGUUACAUAAAUACAUAAAUUCAGUCACCUAUGUCCAAACAUUUGACUGGUGUUUUUUAACUGUGUUUACAAUUGCUUUAGAAGCCUUAGAAACUGAUUAUGGUAAGGGGUGUUACAUUUUCAACACACGCUUGAGGUGUUUGGCCAAUCACAGCGCACCAGGUCAGCUGGCCAAUCAGAGCACUCUGGGCUUUUCAGAAGGAGGGGCUUUUGUAGAAAACCUUUGUAGGUACUGCAGGAAAGUACAGUAUGUGAAAAAUAAUGUUUUUUGAGCAUUAAAACAUGGUAACCUAUUCUGUGACAUCCAAUAAACAAAAUAAUGAACUUUUAAAAUA
Messenger RNA from Ctenopharyngodon idella (grass carp), 5829 nucleotides. Its product is annotated as GTPase IMAP family member 9. The coding region runs from base 3937 to 4878 and encodes 313 amino acids. The transcript is spliced from 4 exons. The record is from RefSeq and is a predicted model, not a curated record. Lineage: Eukaryota; Metazoa; Chordata; Actinopteri; Cypriniformes; Xenocyprididae. Gene Ontology annotation, molecular function: GTP binding.